AUGGCAACAGUUUGCUCAGCUGCUCCAAAAUCAGUCCCUCCCUCCCACCGCCAACUACCUGAUGACAAUUCCCGCUUUCCCAUUCUCAACUCUAUCCUUCCUAUUUGUAAACAGAAACUCGCAAAUCGCCGACCACUGUGCCCUCAAGGACGACUUGACGAGGCUCCAAAGCUAUUACAGGGACCAGGUAACAACGGAGGCUCUAGGUUUUCCCUCGACAAUUUCACCUGUAACAAUGACAUCGUUGGUUACUUCGGUAAACACGAUAGAUUAGACGAGGCACAAAGAGUCUUUGAUGAAAUGCCCCAUCUAAAUGAGGUGUCUUGGUCGACUAUUAUUGCCUCAUAUGCUUACUCUGGAAAUUUAUUAAGAGGGUUGCUUUUGUUUGUGGAGAUGGCCGAGGAAGGAAUUAGGCCCAACAGUUACGCACUGCGAAGUCUCCUGAAGGCAACCUCUAGUCCGGCGGAGAUUGGUAUUGGUAGGCAACUUCAUGGGUGGUUGAUACGGGCCGGUUUUUUGUUAGACGGCAUCAUCCGAGCUUCCCUCAUAACCAUGUAUUCAAAUUGUGGUUUCCUAAAUGAGGCUCAACGGGCUUUCAACGAGGUCAAUGACUCCUCUCUAGAUGAUGUCUUGGUUUUGAAUUCAAUUCUGAGUGCAUAUAUCUUACAUGAACAUUGGGUUGAAGCGUUUCACUUGUUCGUCCAUGUGCUCUCGGCUGGACUGGUUGCCCCUACAGAGCACACCUACGCUAUUUUGCUAAAUGCUUGUGGUUUGGUGGGAGCAGUUAAUUAUGGGAAGACUUUGCAUGGAAGGAUCGUCAAGGGUGGAUUGAUUGAUGCGACUAUAAUGGGAAAUUCUCUAGUCACUUUCUAUGCGAAAACAGAGAAUUUGGCAUGUGCAAACAGGUUGUUUGAGAAGAUAACUAGGAAGGAUGUCGUUUCAUGGAAUGCAAUUAUUGCAGGGAAUGAACAGAACAGUGAAAACGAGACUGCUAUAGAUUUAUUUCAUAGGAUGCUCAUGUUUGGACCAAAGGCGAAACCAAAUCGGGUAACCUUUCUUAGUGUUCUUAGUGCAAUUUCUGGGGUUUCAGCUUUAAAUUACGGAAGACAGAUCCAUGGUCAUAUUUUCAGGUCGGGGCUGGAGCAGGAAACAAGCAUAGCAAAUUCCCUUAUCACCAUGUACUCGAAGUGUGGAGAAGUAUGCAAAGCAAGGGUUGUUUUUGAGAGAUUACCUUUCAAGGACGUGAUCACAUGGAAUUCUUUGCUUGCAGGAUAUGAACAAAAUGAAGAAUGGGAAAGCUGCUUUGAACUCUUUAAUAGGAUGCUGUCUUCAGGAAUAGAGCCAGAUGAUUACAGUUUCACUGUUAUUCUUGAUGCAGCUUCAUCAGACUCAUCGAAUUCAAAGUAUUUGAGACAGGGCAGGGGAAUUCAUGGGUAUCUAUUGAAGAAGACUUCACCGUUAGGAAGCAGUGUCUCAACUUGUAAUGCCCUCCUCAAAUUGUAUGCCAACUGCAGCGGGGUGGAAGAUGCAGAGAAGAUUUUCAACAGGAUGAGCGCAAAAGAUGCUUACUCUUGGAAUGCAAUGAUGGAUGGUUAUUCUAUCAAUGGUCGAUGCAAUGAUGCUAUCAUGGUCUUUCUCAAUAUGCAUGACCAAGGCUUGCCUGCAGAUCAUUUGGCCUUUUCAAUUCUUCUUACAGUCUGUGGCAGAUUGGUUUCCCUCGAAAUGGGAAAACAGUUUCAUGCUUUCAUCAUAAAAUACUACCACCACCAUCAUUAUACUUACCAAACUUCUCUGUUAUCAAUCAAUAAUGCCUUGAUUUCCAUGUAUUCAAAAUGUGGAAGCAUCACUGAUGCAGCCCAGGUAUUUUCAAGGAUGACAAAGAGAGAUAUCUUCUCCUGGACAGCCAUUAUCUCAGGAUAUGCAUACCAUGGCAUGGCUUAUGAAUCUCUCCAGCACUAUGACAAGAUGAAACAAGAUGGUUUCAAGCCCAACCCUGUAACUUUCCUUGGACUGCUAACUGCUUGUGCUCAUGCAGGUCUAAUAGAAGAAGGAACAUACUAUUUCAGGUCCAUGAGAGAGGAGCAUGAUCUAAACCCAACUCUUGAGCAUUAUGCUUGCAUGAUUGACCUAUUUUCACGUUCAGGACAGUUUGAAAGUGCUGCGAAGUUCGUAGAGGCUGCUAAUUUUUUGAAUCCCGACUGUGCUGAUACAUUGAGCCUGUGGAAAGUAUUACUUGGGUCUUGUCAUGCACAGAAGCAACUCAAACUUGGUAUACAUAUUGCAAGAAGAAUCCUUGAGUUAGAACCUGAAAAUGAGACAAUCCAUAUUCUUCUUUCGAAUCUUUAUGCCAGCUCAGGCAUGUGGGAAGAUGUAGCAAUUGUGAGAAAGUGGAUGAAAGAGAAAGGAUUGACGAAAGAAGUUGGGUGUAGCUGGAUAGAUGCUGGGAACAGGAGACAUCUCUUUGCUGCUGGAGAUGUAUCUCACCCAUGGAGGAAAGAAAUUUAUGAGAAGCUGGAGGAAUUGGACAAAAGGUGUAGAGCAACAGGCUAUGUCCCAAUGACAGAGUAUGUGCUUCAUGACGUGGAGGAGACACAGAAGGAGGCAAUCAUCAGUUAUCACAGCGAAAAGCUGGCUGUGUCAUUUGGUCUGUUGCAGAGUGGGCCGAGAAGCAAGCGUGUGAUCAGGGUUAUCAAGAACAUACGAAUAUGUGGAGAUUGUCAUAAUUGGAUGAAAUAUGUUUCUCAGGUGGAGGGAAGAGAGAUUCUACUUAGAGAUUCACGUCGGUUCCAUUUCUUCAAGGAGGGAAGAUGUUCAUGCAGAGAUUAUUGGUAG
Messenger RNA from Nelumbo nucifera (sacred lotus), 2832 nucleotides. NCBI's taxonomy places the organism in Eukaryota, Viridiplantae, Streptophyta, Magnoliopsida, Proteales, Nelumbonaceae. The record is from RefSeq and is a predicted model, not a curated record.